AUGCGGAUCUUCACACUUCCAGAAGUUGUGACGAGUCUAAGGGCUUUUGCAGAGGUCAUUCUGGUUGUUCAGGGUGGUGUGGUGAUGGGGUACAGGGUGGUUCCCAGCAUCCAGGGCAUGUGGCUCACGCUGCCCCUGCUGCUCCUGGUCUUCCCGCUGGCCGUGGUGAGGGCUGAGGAGACGGACUACUACAACUUGCUGGGCAUCAGCAGGGAGGCAACAACAAGAGAAAUAAGACAGGCUUUUAAAAAGCUGGCGCUCACCAUGCACCCUGACAAAAAUCCAGGAGAUCCUUCUGCUCACGAUAGGUUUCUGAAAGUGAACCGAGCCUAUGAGGUCCUGAAAGAUGAAGAUCUGAGAAAAAAAUAUGAUAAGUAUGGAGAAAAGGGAUUAGAUGAACAGCAGGGGGGACGUUAUGAAAGCUGGAACUACUACCGAUAUGACUUUGGUAUCUAUGAUGAUGACUUGGAGAUCAUCACAUUAGACAGUGGAGACUUUGAAGCUGCCGUGAACUCUGGAGAAAUCUGGUUUGUGAACUUCUAUUUCCCACGAUGUUCGCACUGUCACCAGCUGGCUCCAACGUGGAGGGAAUUUGCCAAAGAGAUGGACGGAGUGAUCCGGAUUGGAGCGGUUAACUGUGGAGACAACAACCACCUCUGCAGGAGGAAAGGAAUCAACAGCUAUCCCAGCCUGUAUAUUUACAAAUCAGGACAGAGGCCAGAGAAGUUCAACGGGGAACGCAACAAAGACGACCUGGUCCGGUUUGCCAUGCAGUUCAUUACUACAACCGUCACUCAGCUAUGGCAAGGUAACGUGUUCAACGAGAUAGAGAGUGUGUUCUCCUCCGGGCUGGGCUGGCUGAUCACCUUCUGCUCCGACACCGGAGAUUGCCUGGAGCCCAGAACAAGACAAAAACUGGCAGGGAUGCUGGACGGUCUGGUUAAGGUGGGAUGGAUGGACUGCACUGUGGAUCAACACCUCUGUGACAGUUUCCAGGUGACCAGCGGAUCAACUGCUUUAUUCCCUCCUGGAAGUGCUUUAGACCAGGAAGGCAGCGUACUGUGGCUGAAGACUCUGGACAGUAAGGAGAUUUACAAUCAGGCCAUGAACCAUCUGCCAGAGCUGGAGCUGCUGACCGUCGACACUUUCCAGAAAAAACUGGCCCGUCAUCGCUGGUUGGUGAGUUUUACGUUUGGGGGCCGAACUUCCGCGGAGUACAAGAAGCUGCGAGCGUUUCUACGAAACGACCACAUCCAGGUUGGCCGAGUGGACUGCACAGGCGACCCGGAGCUCUGCCAGUCUCUUUACAUCCAUAAACCCUGUGUGGCCGUCUUCAAAGGACUGGGGAUCCACGACUUCGAGAUCCAUCACGGUAAAGAUGUGUUGUACAACAUUGUGGGUUUUGCACGGGACAGCGUUGGCGCCCACGUGACGACUCUGAGGCCGGACAACUUUCCCUCGGACAGAAAGGAGCCGUGGCUGGUGGACUUCUUCGCUCCGUGGUGUCCUCCAUGUCGAGCUUUACUGCCCGAGCUCCGAAAAGCUUCAAUCCAACUGGCCGGACAGAUGAAGUUCGGCACCCUGGACUGUACCGUCCACCACAACCUCUGCUCCAUGUACAAUAUUCAGGCCUACCCCACCACGGUGGUCUUCAACGGUUCCUCUGUUCACGAGUACGAAGGACACCACUCAGCAGAUGGCAUCCUGGAGUUCAUACAGGAUCUGGUAAAUCCGUCCGUGGUGGUCCUGGAUCCCUCCAGUUUCACAGAGAGAGUGAAAGGUCGAGGCGGGGGGCAGAUCUGGGCGGUGGACUUCUACGCCCCCUGGUGCGGUCCCUGUCAGGCUCUGCUGCCCGAGUGGAGACGCAUGGCCCGGCUGCUGUCGGGUCAGAUCCUGGUGGGCUCAGUGGACUGUCAGCGCUUCCAGACCUUCUGCCAGAGCCAGGGCGUGAGGGCGUACCCCGAAAUCCGCCUCUACCCCGGCAACGCCCGGCAGCCGGAGCGCUACACGACUUACAAUGGCUGGAACAGAGAUUCUCAUUCACUGAGAACGUGGGCGCUCAGCUCCUUACCCAGAGCCUCGGUGGAUCUGACCCCAGAGACCUUCAGAUCUCAGGUUCUGUCCGGCCGGGACCACUGGGUCCUGGACUUCUACGCGCCCUGGUGCGGGCCGUGUCAGCACUUUGCCCCAGAGUUUGAGGUCCUGGCUCGGCUGCUCAAAGGGGAGAUUCGGGCAGGGAAAGUGGACUGCCAGGCUCAUUAUCAGACCUGUCAGGCAGCAGGAAUCACCGCCUACCCAACCGUCAGAUUUUACCCAUACCUGGGAACAAAAAGGUAUGAACACAGCGGAGAGCACAUCAACAGCCGGGAUGCUAAUACCAUUGCUGACAUCACCAGACAGCGACUAAUACAGCUGUUGCCACGGUUACAGAACACACCAAAGGAUGAGCUCUGAUGGAAUAGGGAACAAGUGGCCAGCAGUCUGAUUGGUCAGAGUGGGGACAUGAGUGGAUUCAACUGGUCCAAGUAAACA
This is a messenger RNA of Menidia menidia (Atlantic silverside), 2532 nucleotides long. The record is from the annotation of a GenBank genome assembly. Lineage: Eukaryota; Metazoa; Chordata; Actinopteri; Atheriniformes; Atherinopsidae.